GCUCGCUUGACCGACCGCCGAUUCCCGCCCACCUAGGACCGGACAACCCUGCUCGACGCUUUGCUCAUCCAUCCCUCAACAACUUCCCUCGCCUCCUUGUGCAUAGUGACAAUAAUGCGUGUGACUGCCAUCCGCCGUGCCGCCCUCUCCGCCGCUCCCACCAGGGCCGGCGGCCUCGUUUCCCCUCGCCCCCUCCCUCGCUUGGCCGCGCCCCACGCCGGCGCAUCGGCGCUACUCGCCCGCCCGUCGGGCCCCAACGCGCGCAGGUAUGCGUCUGGUGGGCCCUCGACGGGCGGUAACGGCGUCGUCUACCUCGCGCUCGGGACGAUCGCCGUCGUCGCCUUCCUGACCCUCAAGCCCAAGUCGGUCGAGAAGGCCGGUAGCGGUGCCGAGGCCGCCGCGAGGAUCGCGGAGGAGGCCGACAAGCAGGCGAGCGCGGCGACGAAGAAGGUCUCCAAGGUCAUCGAGGGCGCUGCCAAGGCUGCCAACGAGGCCGCCGAGAAGGACCCCAUCACGACGGUGGGCGACAUUGCCGUCGCUGUCCUCCCUGCGUCCGUGCUGUCAUUCUAUGACCAGGUCGAGAAGGAGGCCGGCGCGACCGUCGGCGGCUUCCUCUCCAAGAUCAAGGACACGGACAUCCAGGGCACCCUCGACUCGCUCAAGAACGCCGGCAGCGACGACGUGAAGAACGUCGUGGACAAGGUCCAGGCCAAGCUCAAGGAGGCCAACGGCAAGGUCCAGAACGUCGACUGGAAGCAGCUGUCGUCCGACCUGUCCAAGGAGUAUGGCGAGAAGAGCCAGCAGGCGAUUGACGUCCUCGUCGGCAAGCUCCCCACCAGCGCCGACUUUGACGACUACUUCAAAAAGGCCGAGCAGUACAGCAAGGACCAGCUCAAGGAGCUCGACGCGGCCGCCGACAAGCUGUACAAGCAGGUUGAGAAGGCGGCGCAGGACAAGGCGGCCGAGGGCGAGGCCUGGGUGCGGGGCAUUGCUGCCGCCAAGCCCGAGGACGUGGACAAGUUUGUCACCGACCUCAAGAACCUGUCCAAGGAGAUUGGCGUGCCGGCCGACGCGAUCGACCAGUGGCUACGCGACCGGACCGAGGACGGCAAGCUCUCGACCGAGAAGUUUGCCAAGGAGUUCCAGGAGCGCAUCGACCAGGCGGCCAAGUGGUUCCCCGCCGACUCGGACGACCUUGUCAAGAAGGUCAGCAACGUGUCCCCCGCCGUCGGCAAGCUCUUCGACCAGCUCAUCAAGGAGGCCAACGAGAACAUUGAGCGCGGCAAGGCCGAGAUUGCCAAGGCGCAGAAGGAGGCCGGCGGCGCUGCGUCUGAUGCGGCUGACAAGGCCAAGUCCGAGUACGAGAAGGGCAAGAAGUCGGUCGGGGCGGCCAUCGAGAAGGGCAAGGCCAAGGUCGACGAGGCGGUCAAGAGCGUUACCAAGUAGACGGACAAAUCUGAAGUAUGUAGUGGGAUGCAGGGGCGUGACUUGCUGA
Vanrija pseudolonga is the source of this 1495-nucleotide messenger RNA. RefSeq lists its product as uncharacterized. The transcript is spliced from 3 exons. The coding region runs from base 115 to 1446 and encodes 443 amino acids. The record is from RefSeq and is a predicted model, not a curated record. NCBI's taxonomy places the organism in Eukaryota, Fungi, Basidiomycota, Tremellomycetes, Trichosporonales, Trichosporonaceae.